Messenger RNA from Symbiodinium natans, 729 nucleotides. The record is from the annotation of a GenBank genome assembly. Lineage: Eukaryota; Dinophyceae; Suessiales; Symbiodiniaceae.
AUGGCGCUGCGCCGGGGGUGGCCCUGCUGGCUCCUCGGGGCCUGGCUCUCGCUCUCCCAGCUUGGCUUCACUUCCCGCGCCGUGCGUGGGGUCAGUCCGCCUGCGAGGCGAACUGCACGGCCGGCGAACCUCGCCGACGCCGUCGCCGAGGCGAAUGCUGCGGCCGAGAUCGAUGCCCGAGAGUGGCCGCCAAAAGGUUGGCUGAGGCUCUCCACGACCGUCUCGUCGGAGGAGGGCAAGCAGAAGGUGAUCCGUGCGAUCAUGGCAAUCUCGGAAGGCCUUCGAUUGGAGGAAUCGCCGGUGCGUUGGCUGCGGCGCGGCACAGGCGCCGAGGCCACACGCUUGGCGCUGUGGGUUCCGCCCAGGUCCAUGCUGCUCGUGUCCUCGAUGAUGGGCGAAGCGCUGGAGGAUGAAAUGCCCAUGAUCCUCGUCGAGGGCUUGGACGUCGAUGGUGACGCGCAGUUCUUCCGCGGCGCGCUCACUGGGGCGACGUCAGAGGAACUCACCAGCACCACAGAGCGGUUGCUGGAAGCGCGGCUCUGUGCUGCCGUGGAGGUCGAGGAGGCUGCGGGCACGGCAGUGCUGCACACCACGGCCGCCGGCCGCAAAGGCGUUGAGGCCUGGCUGAAGGAGGAGGGCGGCAGCCUUUCCAUUGACUGGACUGCGCUCGGUGGCAAUUCCGAGUACCUCUCGUGGGUUGAGGCAGAGACAGCUCAGGAUGCGCCCUGA